This is a messenger RNA of Prunus armeniaca (apricot), 186 nucleotides long. The record is from the annotation of a GenBank genome assembly. NCBI's taxonomy places the organism in Eukaryota, Viridiplantae, Streptophyta, Magnoliopsida, Rosales, Rosaceae.
AUGUCGUCUCCGAAGAUUCAUGCCAAAGGUUCUUCCUCUUCGCAGCCUCCUUCCUUCAUCACUGAAGAUGAUGUUGAUCAACAUGCAAUCGAGAUUCAUAGUAAGCUUCAUUCGUAUACUCAAAGGAACUUGGAUGAGAAUGUUCUCCAUAUGUUUAAGAACACUCUUGUUCUGGGUCCCCACUAG